This is a messenger RNA of Dovyalis caffra, 830 nucleotides long. The record is from the annotation of a GenBank genome assembly. NCBI's taxonomy places the organism in Eukaryota, Viridiplantae, Streptophyta, Magnoliopsida, Malpighiales, Salicaceae.
GAUAUUGGCCAGCAUGGCUGCAAAGAAUCUGGAACGAGAAAAGAAAGCAUGUAUUUGCUUUGAAACUCGCCAAAAUCCUAAUAAAGAAUGAUUUUUCAAGGAAUUCAUUUGAAGGAGGCUGCCCAGGAUUGGCAAAUACUAGUUUAAUCACAUCACAAUUUAUAACUUUCAAUGAGAUUGAUCAACAUCCUCAGGCUAGUAAGGAGGAUUCUUCUUCGUAUGGCAUUAUUAGUCCAUUGGAUAUUGAGAGUGAACAACAUCCUCAGGCUAGUAAGAAGGAAUCUUCUCCAUAUGACAUUAUUAGUCCAAUGGAUAUUGAGAGUGAACAACAUCCUCAGGCUGGUAAGGAGGAGAACUCAUUGCCUAAAGCAUCAAAAAAUGAGAGCGAACAAAGUGAUCAAGAAAUUAUUUUCAAAGUCAAAGGAAUAGAAGUAGUCCAAUGUCGACGAGCACAAACUUCUGCGACAAACCCAUUGUCAGCCAGAAAGGAGGAGAAACCAUUGUUUACUGCAAUUAGAAAUGGAAUAGAAGAGAUUGUGAGGGAGAUAAUGGAACAUAAUCCUCAGGAUAUUGAGCACCUCAAUCACAUGGGGCAGAGCAUUUUGGAUGUGGCCGUCAUCCAUCGCAAGAAAGAGAUCUUCAGUUUUAUAAAGCAAAAGAAAAUCGUAUUGGCUAGACUGCGUCUAGUUAGUGAUACGAAAGGCAACACAUUGUUGCACCAUGUUGCAGAUAUGGAGCAUUACAGUGGAGGAACCAAACCUGGGCCUGCACUUCAACUUCAGGAAGAGUUACAAUGGUUCGAGGCGAGCCCUUCUCAUCCCUUUAACUGA